GUGCUCGUGUUUUAAUGUGAAUUAAACGUCCUAAACUUCAAAGAAAACGUUCGGUCAUCGAGAAUUGACAGUAAAUCUCUAAGGACUUUUCUAUAAUGGUCAUUUUAACGAAAAGUGAGACAUUUAACUCAGUUGUCUGUAACAGACGAGUUUCCGGUGGUAGUUUAGCUAGCUUGACAAUAGUCCCAUGCUUUCUACACGGGGAGGUGGAACUCGACAGAAGGUGCAUUUUAAGUACAGUGUAGUUUAAGUUUAACAUUAAAAUAGAUUAAAAUGGUGGGAAAGAUCAAACAUGUCCGCCAGAAGCUUCACCAGGCGGCGGUGAAGUUGGAUACACCGCCGAACUUCACUGCACCGCUCGGGUCCGUGUCGACUCCGGGUUUGGAGAAGCCUCCUGUCCCGGCUCAACUCAGCUUUACUUCUCCGCUUCUGAAGAACAACCAGAGGGACAAAAAGGCCCCGGCAGAGAGCUCCUUCCCCACUGGGAUCUUUGUUGGCACUAAAAUCACUCCAGAGGCUCUUAAACAAACGCUGAAGUCUGUGGAAAUUCCAGAUGUACCCAUACCUGCCAGGAAAGGCCCAGAAGAGAAGAGAGUCAUGCCAAAGAAAGAGAAGAUGAAGGAGAGGAGGGAGAAAUGGCUUAACAAGAUCAGCUCCAUCAAACAGGCCCAGGAGCGACAGGCUGCCGAGGCCCGCAGGCAGGCCACACCCGUGGUCGGAGACCUUAGGCCGCUGGCCGACGCCCUGCCGGAGCUCUGUCAGCUCAUCGGCCACCAACCCACCUCUGCCGCUCUCUCCACUCGCCGCAAGAGCAGGAAAAACAAAGCGCCGAUGAAAAGGCCCGAGCCAACGGAUUUCAGUCAGAUGAAACAAUCCCAGAAACGCAAACUCCUAGAAACAGAGAGCGACCACUUCAGGGACAUGGUAAAGACUCUCUCUGGUAAAACGAACCCUCUAGCUGACAUCAGCGAGCAGCUGAGGAAGAGGAUGCGGCAGGAGGAAGAACAAGGCCCAGGCUAAGGGCAGCAGAUUCAUGUCCUUCCACAGACUUUAAAAAUCCCUGAAUCCCUGUCUAUGUUUGACGUCAGAGACACCAGACCGUGUCCAGUCUGGUUAAAAAAGAAGAGGAAGAACCCUGUAACUGGUAUUUAGUCUUUGAGUCACACCUCUCAGCUGCUGACUAAAGGAUGCUAACAGAUCCUUGAGGUUUAUUUAACUAUAUAACUACAACAGCUCCACUCAUCUGUGUACAUGGAAUAUCUUGUCGUGGCACAGCUGAGCCAUUAGCAUGAGUUAGCAGAUGAGCAAGAGCUGUGGAAAGUGCUUCACAUCAUUUUCUCCACCAAUCGUGGACGUGGACUUCCUCCCAGCUCACAACCAAGGAUUUCAGACUCAUCACAAUGUUUAACAAAGUUAAAUGUACUUCAUUUAAUGAAAUAUUUGUAUAGAAGCUCUGAGGCUUGAAAAUAAAAUCUGCAUUUU
Toxotes jaculatrix (banded archerfish) is the source of this 1482-nucleotide messenger RNA. RefSeq names its product family with sequence similarity 207 member A (gene slx9). The record is from RefSeq and is a predicted model, not a curated record. The coding region runs from base 274 to 1020 and encodes 248 amino acids. Gene Ontology annotation, biological process: maturation of SSU-rRNA from tricistronic rRNA transcript (SSU-rRNA, 5.8S rRNA, LSU-rRNA). The transcript has 6 exons. Lineage: Eukaryota; Metazoa; Chordata; Actinopteri; Toxotidae. Gene Ontology annotation, cellular component: preribosome, small subunit precursor; nucleolus; 90S preribosome.